Emiliania huxleyi CCMP1516 is the source of this 669-nucleotide messenger RNA. RefSeq lists its product as hypothetical. The record is from RefSeq and is a predicted model, not a curated record. The transcript has 2 exons. NCBI's taxonomy places the organism in Eukaryota, Haptophyta, Isochrysidales, Noelaerhabdaceae. Bases 1 to 669 code for a protein of 222 amino acids.
AUGGCACCCCCAGAGGAGAAAAAGAAAAAAGCUGAAGUGCCGGCUCGCACGGCUGGCUGGUCGAAACUCGAGUCCGGCGCUGCCGUCGUCAUGAGUGAUUUAGUCAAGCGUGGCCAGACCGUCGCCGUCGCCGAGACGACCUCUGGCGGGCUCAUCUCAGCGGCGCUCUGGUCGUCGCCGCUCGGUCCGCAGGCCUUCAAAGGGUCUGGCAUUCGGCUGGCCUACGGAAUUAACCGCUCGGCCGAUAAGGAGGGUGUCGCCAGAGCGAGAGAGCACAUCGCCACCAAGAUGGCGCCAGAGUUCGCAGACGUGCAGAGCCCGCGCCUUCGGGCAGUUGGGAUGGGCCUGGUCUACGAGGACGGCGUCGAGCACAGUGAGUCGGGCUCCGCGGCACAUGCCCUCGAGCUGGCGCACGCGGCAAAGCUCAACCUCGGCACCGAUUGGGGAAUCGGCGAGUCGAGCGUGCCAGGCCCCGAUCCGCACCGCAGAACCGGCCUUUUGCCUGGAAUGGGAUUCGUGGCUGUCGCCGGGCCGAGCCCAGAAACGACGGGCGUGCUCAAGGUGGGCCCGUCCGACGACAAGCGCAGCGUAAACAUGCUGCGUUUCGCGCAGGCCGGCGUCGAUUUGAUGCACUGGCUCAUGGAAGGAGAGUCGAAGGGCAAAGUGUGA